AUGCUUCUGUCACUGGCUGGGGUGAUUGUGGUGCUAUCCAGCCAGUCGCUUGUCUCUGCCUUUUCUCUACGCGACUUCACAAGGAGCUCAACGAAGCGCGAUGCUGCAGAAAAAUCCAACUGCCCCACUUGGCAUCCAUUUGAAUGCCCAAGCGGUGAAUGCGUUCCGAUCAAAUAUCUCUGUGACGGGUCCCCGGACUGUUCGGAUGAGUACGACGAAAACAAGAGCAUGUGCACUGCAGCCACACGCCCUCCCGUAGAGGAGACGGCCCAGUUUCUAAAAGCAUUGAUGCACGCCCAUGGCCCGGAUUUCUUGGUGAAGGUUUUCGGAGAGAAAGCCCGAAGCGAGUUAGCCGGCAUGGGAGGCGUCGACAAGGUCGCCGUGUCGCUGAGCCAAUCGCCAACCCAUGAUGUUUUCUCCAAAGAAUUUGGAUUGAGCCAGGAAGAUGACGAUGGAAUGGUCGGAGUUUUCGAGGGAGUUUUGUCUGGAAAUCCGGAGCAGUUGACGGCUAAUGAGGCGGCCGACUUCCGUUUCUUCGUCCAAAAACUGCAAGAGACCGGCUUCUUC
Molecule: messenger RNA, 567 nt
Organism: Mesorhabditis spiculigera
Lineage: Eukaryota; Metazoa; Nematoda; Chromadorea; Rhabditida; Rhabditidae
Source: the annotation of a GenBank genome assembly